AUGGCCAGGAUCAAACACACAAAUCGAACUUCAAAGAAUACAAAUGGAACAGUCAAUGGAAAUGGGAAAAAGUUGACCAAGAAAAAGGUUGCUGAAUUGCCAAAGCCUGUUAACAAAGCGAAAGACGAAGAAGAUAUUCAAGUUGUGAACACAGUCGUCUCAUGUCUCGAUAUAAUAUCAAGACAAAGAAUUGAACACUGUGUGAAGUCCGCUAGAUGCAAGCAUAUUGAAUGCUUUGACCUUAAAAGCUUCUGUGAAGUUAACAAUAUUAUAAACUAUUAUGAAAAAGAGCAUUAUGCAUUUAGUGGAAAAUUUGAUGUAAUUCCCGCUGUUAAUCAUGUUAGAUCAAAAUUUACUGUCACCGAUAGUCCAAGAAAAAGGCAAACUAGAUUCAAUAAUGCUACAGCUAAAGAGAAGAAAUACAUGGUUACACUGUCCCAACAAGGAAAGAAAAGUCCAACGCUGUUCAAAGUUGUUCACACGAAAGAUAAGAGUGCACUGUUCCCAAGAAAUUUAACAACCAAACAAUAUCAACCGGGGUGGAUUGUUAGGUGCCCUCUAUGCAGUAUCAAGUUUUGCCCUAGUGAACUCAUGCAUGAUGAUUUUAUGACUACAGUAUUGAAAUAUGUACCAAAACCUGUGAGGAGUAUAGAGAUUAGUGAAGAUUGGAUUGUGAGUGAAGUGAAAGAGAAAUCUCCAUUUCAAAAUCAAGAAGUUGUGGCCAUUGAUGACGAUGAUCUGGAUAAUGUUUUUGUUAACAAGAAUAAACAUUCUAAACACAAGAAACACAAGAAGCACAGAAAACAAGUCAACAUUGGUGAUUUUGAUUCAGAUGAUGAUUUUGAUGAUCUGAUGAUUGGAGAGCUCGAAAAUACUGGAUCAACUAUGCAUGAUCCUGUUAUAAUAGAUUAG
This is a messenger RNA of Hansenula anomala, 912 nucleotides long. RefSeq names its product SUMO ligase NFI1 (gene NFI1). Gene Ontology annotation, biological process: protein sumoylation. Gene Ontology annotation, molecular function: SUMO ligase activity. The transcript has a single exon. Lineage: Eukaryota; Fungi; Ascomycota; Saccharomycetes; Phaffomycetales; Wickerhamomycetaceae. Bases 1 to 912 code for a protein of 303 amino acids. The record is from RefSeq and is a predicted model, not a curated record.